Messenger RNA from Echinops telfairi (small Madagascar hedgehog), 5570 nucleotides. RefSeq names its product ATPase plasma membrane Ca2+ transporting 3 (gene ATP2B3). Gene Ontology annotation, molecular function: ATP binding; ATP hydrolysis activity; PDZ domain binding. Bases 93 to 3857 code for a protein of 1254 amino acids. Gene Ontology annotation, biological process: regulation of cytosolic calcium ion concentration; calcium ion transmembrane transport. Gene Ontology annotation, cellular component: membrane; intracellular membrane-bounded organelle. The transcript is spliced from 22 exons. NCBI's taxonomy places the organism in Eukaryota, Metazoa, Chordata, Mammalia, Afrosoricida, Tenrecidae. The record is from RefSeq and is a predicted model, not a curated record.
GUUCACACGGCGGCCCCUCCCUCGCUGGCCUCUCUCAGCAGAGUGCUGGGACCUCGGGGGUUCGCUUGUCUCUAGCGGCUUGGACAGGCAGGAUGGGCGACAUGGCCAACAGUGCCAUUGAGUUCUACCCCAAGCCCCAGCAACAGCGGGAAGCCCCCCAUGCUGGUGGCUUUGGGUGCACGCUGGCUGAGCUGCGCUCCCUCAUGGAGCUGCGAGGGGCUGAAGCCCUGCAGAAGGUUCAGGAAGCCUAUGGGGAUGUUGGUGGGCUGUGCAGACCCCUGACCACAGGCCCAGCUGAGGGCCUGGCGGACAACUCCACUGACCUAGACAAGCGCCGGCAGAUCUACGGGCAGAACUUCAUCCCCCCCAAGCAGCCCAAGACUUUCCUGCAGCUGGUGUGGGAGGCCCUGCAGGACGUGACCCUCAUCAUCCUGGAGGUGGCAGCCAUCGUCUCCUUGGGCCUUUCAUUCUACGCACCACCGGGAGAGGAGAGCGAGGCCUGCGGGAACGUGGCGACCGGGGCCGAAGACGAGGGCGAGGCGGAAGCCGGCUGGAUCGAGGGUGCGGCCAUUCUGCUGUCGGUCAUCUGCGUGGUGCUGGUCACGGCCUUCAAUGACUGGAGCAAGGAGAAGCAGUUCCGAGGCCUGCAGAGCCGCAUCGAACAGGAGCAGAAGUUCACGGUCAUCCGCAAUGGGCAGCUCCUGCAGGUGCCCGUGGCUACGCUGGUGGUGGGAGACAUCGCCCAGGUCAAGUAUGGGGACCUGCUGCCCGCCGACGGGGUGCUCAUCCAGGGCAACGACCUGAAGAUUGAUGAGAGCUCGCUGACCGGGGAGUCAGACCACGUGCGAAAGGCAGCGGACAAGGACCCCAUGCUGCUUUCAGGCACCCAUGUUAUGGAAGGUUCUGGAAGAAUGGUGGUGACGGCUGUGGGAGUGAACUCGCAGACAGGCAUCAUCUUCACCUUGCUCGGCGCUGGCGGAGAGGAGGAGGAGAAGAAAGAGAAGAAAGGCAAGCAACAGGAUGGGGCCAUGGAGAGUAGCCAGACCAAAGCUAAGAAGCAGGACGGGGCUGUUGCUAUGGAGAUGCAGCCCCUAAAGAGUGCCGAGGGCGGGGAGAUGGAGGAGCGGGAGAAGAAGAAGGCCAGCGUGCCCAAGAAGGAGAAGUCGGUCCUGCAGGGGAAGCUUACCAAGCUGGCUGUGCAGAUCGGGAAGGCAGGGCUGGUGAUGUCUGCCAUCACGGUGAUCAUCCUGGUCCUCUACUUCGUCAUUGAGACCUUCGUCAUCCAGGGCCGGGUGUGGCUGGCUGAGUGCACGCCGGUCUACGUGCAGUACUUCGUAAAGUUCUUCAUCAUCGGCGUCACUGUGCUGGUCGUGGCCGUCCCGGAGGGCCUGCCUCUUGCCGUCACCAUCUCCUUAGCUUACUCUGUCAAGAAAAUGAUGAAGGACAACAAUCUGGUACGUCACCUGGACGCCUGUGAGACCAUGGGCAAUGCCACGGCCAUUUGCUCAGACAAGACCGGCACGCUGACCACCAACCGCAUGACCGUGGUCCAGUCCUACCUGGGGGACACCCACUACAAGGAGGUCCCAGCCCCCAGCGCCCUCACCCCCAAGAUCCUUGACCUCCUGGUCCACGCCAUCUCCAUCAACAGUGCCUACACCACCAAAAUUCUACCUCCAGAGAAGGAAGGAGGCCUUCCACGCCAAGUGGGCAAUAAAACGGAGUGUGCUCUGCUGGGCUUCGUCCUGGACCUCCAGCGGGACUUCCAGCCCGUGCGAGAGCAGAUGCCGGAAGACAAGCUUUACAAAGUCUACACCUUCAACUCGGUCCGCAAGUCCAUGAGCACUGUCAUCCGCAUGCCUGAUGGCGGCUUCCGCCUCUUCAGCAAGGGCGCCUCCGAGAUCGUCCUUAAAAAGUGCUCCAACAUUUUAAACAGCAACGGGGAGCUGCGCAUCUUCCGUCCAAGGGACCGUGAUGAGAUGGUGAAAAAGAUCAUCGAGCCGAUGGCCUGCGACGGCCUCCGCACCAUCUGCAUUGCCUACCGGGACUUCCCUGCCGGCCAGGAGCCAGCGUGGGACAACGAGAACGCGAUCGUGGGCGACCUUACCUGCAUCGCUGUGGUGGGCAUCGAGGACCCUGUGCGGCCAGAGGUCCCUGAAGCCAUCCGCAAGUGCCAGCGUGCUGGCAUCACUGUGCGCAUGGUGACCGGCGACAACAUCAAUACGGCCCGGGCCAUCGCAGCCAAGUGCGGCAUCAUCCAGCCAGGGGAGGACUUCCUGUGUCUGGAGGGGAAGGAAUUCAACCGGCGGAUCCGAAAUGAGAAGGGCGAGAUAGAGCAGGAGCGGCUGGACAAAGUGUGGCCCAAGCUGAGGGUCCUUGCCCGCUCUUCUCCCACCGACAAACACACCUUGGUCAAAGGGAUCAUCGACAGCACAACUGGGGAACAGAGGCAGGUGGUGGCUGUAACCGGGGACGGCACCAACGACGGGCCAGCCCUCAAGAAGGCCGAUGUGGGCUUUGCCAUGGGCAUCGCGGGGACGGACGUGGCCAAGGAGGCCUCUGACAUCAUCCUGACGGACGACAACUUCAGCAGCAUCGUCAAGGCCGUGAUGUGGGGCCGCAACGUCUACGACAGCAUCUCCAAGUUCCUGCAGUUCCAGCUGACGGUCAACGUGGUGGCCGUGAUCGUGGCCUUCACAGGGGCCUGCAUCACUCAGGACUCUCCUCUCAAAGCCGUGCAGAUGUUGUGGGUGAACUUGAUCAUGGACACAUUCGCCUCCCUGGCCCUGGCGACAGAGCCACCCAAUGAGUCACUGCUGCUCCGGAAGCCGUAUGGGCGGGACAAGCCCCUGAUCUCGCGCACCAUGAUGAAGAACAUCCUGGGUCAUGCCGUCUACCAGCUCACCAUCAUCUUCACGCUGCUCUUCGUCGGAGAGCUCUUCUUUGACAUCGACAGCGGGAGGAACGCGCCGCUGCACUCACCGCCCUCGGAGCACUACACCAUCAUCUUCAAUACCUUCGUCAUGAUGCAGCUCUUCAACGAGAUCAACGCCCGCAAGAUCCAUGGCGAGCGCAACGUCUUCGACGGCAUCUUCCGCAACCCCAUCUUCUGCUCCAUCGUCCUGGGCACCUUCGCCAUCCAGAUUGUCAUCGUCCAGUUUGGCGGGAAGCCCUUCAGCUGCUCCCCAUUGUCCACAGAGCAGUGGCUCUGGUGCCUCUUCGUUGGUUUCGGGGAGCUGGUCUGGGGACAGGUCAUUGCCACCAUCCCUACCAGCCGGCUCAAGUGCCUGAAAGAGGCAGGACACGGGCCUGGGAAGGACGAGAUGACCGACGAGGAGCUAGCUGAGGGGGAGGAAGAGAUUGACCAUGCUGAGCGGGAGCUCCGCAGGGGCCAGAUCCUCUGGUUCCGAGGUCUCAACCGAAUCCAGACACAGAUGGAGGUAGUGAGUACCUUCAAGAGAAGCGCUUCAUUUCAGGGUGCUCUGCGCCGGCGGUCUUCAGUCCUCAGCCAGCUCCAUGACGUAACCAAUCUUUCUACCCCUACUCACAUCCGGGUGGUGGAAGCAUUCCGUAGCUCGCUCUACGAGGGCCUGGACAAGCCUGACUCCAAGACCUCCAUUCACAACUUCAUGACGACGCCCGAGUUCCUGAUCAACGACUACACCCACAACAUCCCCCUCAUCGACGACACGGACGUGGACGAGAACGAGGAGCGCUUGCGCGCGCCCCCACCCCCAGCCCCCAACAAGAACAACAACGCCAUAGACAGCGGCAUCUACUUGGCCACGUCCGCCAGCAAGUCAGCUACCUCGUCCCGGCCCGGAAGCCCCCUCCACAGCGUGGAGACGUCGCUCUAGUGGGACUUCUCUCUGGGGCCGCAUGCGCGCACGCACACAGACUCACUCGCACACACGCUCUUUCUGACGCGCCCACGGCUCACGGAUGUUCAACCAAGAGAGAAACACCCAGACGGGCAGUUUCUUUCCCCAGGACCCACGGGGGAGGAGGGCGGCGUCCCAGCUGACUUGCCUGGGCCCAUGCUCCCGUCUUACCUUGGCUCCACCAGACAAGCGGACACGUCCACAGUAUGUGUGUGAGUGUGUGUGUGGAGAUAUAGGUAUAUAUAUAUUAAUAUAUAUAUAUACACACACAGUAUGUGUGGAGUUUUAUAUAUACACAUAGAGAUAUAUAUGACAAGAUGCAUACUUACAGAAUAAGGAGCUAUUUACUGGCAUGCUACGUCCAUUCCUUUUAGCGGUCAUUUCCAUUUUGAAAUUUCAUUAUUUAUCAUAGCAGGUGGAUUUUUGUUUGGUUGCGUUUUGCUUCCCCCGCCCCCACCCCUGGCCACCCCCACCCCCCAGGGAACUAGUGUGCAAGGAUAUGUUUGGGACUCACAAACUUUGGCCCCAAAUCCCACUCACCUCCUGUGACCCCCAAUCCUCUGCACUUCCCCUCCCCCUCCCCUCAGUGCAGUUGGAUUCCUAGGAGGGGCAGGGUGAGGGGGGAAGUGGUUAGGUCCUUUGAGCCCCGCAUGUUUUGGUGAACAUGUGUCCCCUCCCGCGGCCCCACCCCCACCCCCCGGCUGGGGUGCCGGGCUUUCCUGCUCCACACUUGCAAUUUCAAGAGCAAGGUCAGGUCCCCUGCCUGCUUCUGACCCACAUGGAAGGGUUGGAUCCACAGAGCAACUGCAGACUGGAUGUCUGAUUGACACACCGGAGGAACUUCUAUGAAUGCCAGCAAGUCCUCCCUGGCCAAUCCCCAGGCUCUACCACAGGGUGCCAGGCACCCCAAAAGUGACUGGGCACAUGUCCUCAGAUGCUACCACCAAAGCACUGAGGGCGACACUGUCUCCCACCUCACCCUAACCCACCCCACCUCCCAACCCCAUCCCUGUACCACAUCACUCCAAAUCUCACUCGGUUCCCACACGCACCCCCACCCCCGCCCUGUCCUGGGCCACUUCUGAACAGGGUCAACAGAGCCCGGGCAGAAGCAGUUCUAUUGGACACAAACCCCCCACUUUCGAUGCCAGCUGCAGAUCAAUUAAAGCCAUCCCUUUGUUUCUAAAGGGCACGUUGAGAAUGUCACCCAUCUGUAAAUUGUUCCCUAAUGUCCUUGUUUCAACAACAACAAAAACGGCCACUGAGCCUGCAGAGGGACCCAUGUUCUUAAACAAGAAAUAUGCCCGGUGAAUGUUUGGCAGCCGAGGGGUUGAAUGUCUGUCCCGACCCCCUCUCGACGCCUUCGCCACCGCCGCCGCCGCCGCCGCCGCCACCGCCACUGCUGUAUAAAGUCGCCUGGUGCCAGGCUGCCUUUCUGCUGGGGGAGGAGGGCUCGGGCUGCGGGGCCUGGGAAGGCCCUCUUUACACAGCACUAUAUUAUAUGGAAUGGCUUGGUCAACUGUGUUCAGUCAUUAAAUAUGUUUUACACUUUUAUCUGCCUGUUAUAAAGACAAACAAAAUACCGUAAUGAGAAAGACCACAGAUGCAUCAUAAUUUAAAGUCUGUAGUUGAGUUUCCUAAUUUCAAGAAUAGAAGCAACAUUUCUGUGCAUUAAAAAGGAAAGCAAAA